Molecule: messenger RNA, 1715 nt
Organism: Ceratitis capitata (Mediterranean fruit fly)
Lineage: Eukaryota; Metazoa; Arthropoda; Insecta; Diptera; Tephritidae
Gene: CkIIalpha
Product: casein kinase II subunit alpha-like
Exons: 4
Coding region: 498-1508 (336 amino acids)
Biological process (GO): protein phosphorylation
Cellular component (GO): nucleus; cytosol; protein kinase CK2 complex
Molecular function (GO): ATP binding; protein serine/threonine kinase activity
Source: RefSeq, a predicted model, not a curated record
UAUCGUUUAUAUUGGUGCUUAAGUUUAUUAGCGUGUGACGCGUUCAUUUCAUUUCAUUAUAAUGUACGUCGAUUUAUUGAUACCGGAAAUCUGAAAUACUUAGAAAUAGCCUUCGCUGGUAUUUCGUAACUUUGAUUUAGUCCAUUGUUUUGAAAGUUAAUAACUUAAAUAGAGAAUAUGUUUUAACUGAGCAGGUCAAUUAUAAUUGAUGGUGCGCAACAGAGACGGAUGUAUGUACGAGUGUACAAUUUUUCUGCACGGUGGAUGAUGGAAUUGUAGAAUGGAAAUAUUGCACAUGCUCGGAGAUUUAUUUAAAUUUGUUUUCAAACAAGAGAAGGAGGCCACUGUCAAUAUUCAGUAAAUCAAAUCUUAUACAGUUGCGUUCUUGUACAAAUAUUCCUGGAACUCUAAAAGGUCUAAGAGGAUUCAAGAAAAAUCCAUCAUUUUCAACCAUAAUAUCAAAUCUAUUAAAGAAGAGUAGUAUCCUCGCAGCAAAAAUGACCUUACCAAGUGCUGCCCGAGUGUAUACAGAUGUAAACGCACAUAAACCAGAUGAGUAUUGGGACUACGAGAAUUAUGUAGUUGAUUGGGCUAAUCAAGAUGACUACCAAUUAGUUCGUAAGCUGGGCCGUGGUAAAUACUCGGAAGUAUUUGAAGCUAUAAAUAUCACAACAACAGAAAAAUGUGUUGUUAAAAUUCUCAAACCAGUAAAGAAGAAGAAAAUUAAGCGAGAAAUUAAAAUUUUAGAAAAUUUGAGAGGUGGAACUAACAUAAUUACAUUAUUGGCGGUAGUAAAAGAUCCCGUCUCCCGAACACCCGCUUUAAUAUUUGAGCACGUAAAUAACACUGACUUCAAACAAUUAUAUCAAACUUUGACGGAUUAUGAGAUUCGUUAUUACUUAUUUGAACUGUUAAAGGCUCUGGACUAUUGUCACAGUAUGGGUAUCAUGCAUCGGGAUGUUAAGCCACACAAUGUUAUGAUUGAUCACGAGAAUCGCAAAUUACGUUUGAUAGAUUGGGGACUGGCAGAGUUUUAUCACCCAGGUCAGGAGUAUAAUGUGCGCGUAGCUUCUCGAUACUUUAAAGGACCAGAGCUACUUGUGGACUACCAAAUGUAUGAUUAUUCAUUGGAUAUGUGGUCUUUAGGCUGUAUGUUGGCUUCCAUGAUUUUUCGAAAAGAACCGUUUUUUCAUGGACAUGAUAAUUAUGAUCAAUUAGUACGCAUUGCUAAGGUGCUAGGUACAGAAGAAUUGUAUGCCUAUCUAGACAAGUAUAACAUUGAAUUAGAUCCACGUUUCCACGAUAUCUUACAGCGGCACUCUCGCAAGCGAUGGGAGAGGUUUGUGCAUUCGGAUAAUCAGCAUCUUGUUUCACCGGAGGCCCUUGAUUUUCUUGAUAAACUUUUGCGUUAUGACCACGUGGAAAGAUUAACUGCUCGUGAAGCGAUGGGACAUCCAUAUUUUUUACCAAUUGUUAACGGACAAAUUAAAUCUAGUAACCAGCAAUAAAAUGAAAUGCUGCAACUGGAUUUAUCGGGAUCAAAUGCUUGAAUACAGUUUUGAAUAACAGUUAUGGAGCCAAAAUAUGCAAGCUAAUAUAAAAAUUAACUGAGUUCGUUUUGACUUAAGAGGAGAUAAUACAUUAAUACAUUUUUAAUAAAACAUGAAAUUAUACAUAAUAUAUUUAAUACAAUAAUAAUAAAAUAUAAUAUGAAA